AUGCAAACGUUCGAGCGCUCCGACAUCUCGUGCGAGGGCCAAACGGAGAGUGGGUCCGACACCGCUGUCUUCAUGAUGGAACCUGGUGCCACCCUCAAGAACGCCAUCAUUGGCAAGAACCAAAUGGAAGGUGUCCACUGUGAUAAGCACGACUGCACCAUUGACAAUGUCUGGUGGGAUGAUGUCACAACGGAUACGGCACCGUCGAGAUCGACGGCUUCUAUGGUGAAGAUAUCAGCAAGCUCUACCGUUCGUGUGGCACUUGUGGUGACAGACCGAAGAAGGUGUCAGUGUCCAAUGUGUACAUCGUGA
Messenger RNA from Phytophthora infestans T30-4, 312 nucleotides. Its product is annotated as polysaccharide lyase, putative. The record is from RefSeq and is a predicted model, not a curated record. The transcript has 2 exons. Gene Ontology annotation, biological process: pectin catabolic process. The coding region runs from base 1 to 312 and encodes 103 amino acids. Gene Ontology annotation, cellular component: extracellular region. NCBI's taxonomy places the organism in Eukaryota, Oomycota, Peronosporomycetes, Peronosporales, Peronosporaceae. Gene Ontology annotation, molecular function: pectate lyase activity.